Owenia fusiformis is the source of this 1513-nucleotide messenger RNA. NCBI's taxonomy places the organism in Eukaryota, Metazoa, Annelida, Polychaeta, Sabellida, Oweniidae. The record is from the annotation of a GenBank genome assembly.
AUGAUGACCAUGAUGGUGAGAAUGGGGGGAAACAUGGCCGUUUGGUCCAACAAUAUGACCGCUCUGGGAAUCGACGUAACCACCAUUGUCACCGACGAUCAAACCGGAUGGAGAGUUGACGACGGCACCAUUUGGUCCAACGUUGUGGUGGGGGUAUCCAUUUCCGAAAGGAGUGUAAUCAUGGUGGCUGUGGUGGGCGUGGUGUCCAUGAUGGGCAGAGUGUCCGUGGUGGUCAUUGUGGCCGUGGUGGGUAGAGUGUCCAUGGGCGUGAGAAUCGUGGUGGGCAGAGUGUCCAUGGGCGUGAGAAUCAUGGUGAGCAGAGUGUCCAUGGUGGGCAGAGUGUCUGUGUCCAUGGCCAGCAACUUCACCGCUGGGUCCGACAACAUGUCCUGUCUGGGCAUCGACGUAACCACCAUUGUCACCGAUGAUCAAACCAGAUGGGGAGUUGAUGACGGCUCCGUUUGGUCCAACAUUUUGAUAAGGGUAUCCAUUUCCGAAAGGAGUGUAGUCAUGGUGACCGUGGUGUUCGUGGACGUGGGCAGAGUGUCCAUGAGCGUGAGAAUUGUGGUUGGCGGAGUGUCCAUGAUGGGCAGAAUGUCCCUGAUGGGCAGAAUGUCCGUGAUGGGCAGAGUGUCCGUGAUGGGCGGAGUGUCCAUGAUGGGCAGAAUGUCCCUUGUGGGCAGAGUGUCCGUGAUUGGCAGAGUGUCCAUGGUGGGCAACGUGUCCGUGGCUGUCAUGGUGAUCAUGAUGGUGGUGGUCAAUCUUGCCAUCACGGUUCAAGUCAAGAGAAUCAGGUACGCCAUCACGGUUCUCAUCAUCAUGGUGUUGAUCAUCAUCUAGAAUACAUAGAAAUAAAAUAAUUUCGUUUUAUAUUGUUUUGCGUUUUCUUUACAAUUAAUAUGCACUCUCAUAUAAAUACCAAGUUUCAGCAAGAAAAGACAACACCUGGAUUUCAAUAUAACGAAUAUCUCAAUGUGAUGUAACUUACGAUGAUCGUCAUGGUGGGAAACGGCGUGGUGUUCGUGAUGGGCAGAGUGUCCGUGAUGGGCAGAGUGUCCAUGGUGGGCAGAGUGUGCAUGAUGGGCAGAGUGUCCGUGGUGGGCAGAGUGUCCGUGAUGGGCAGAGUGUCCAUGAUGGGCAGAGUGUCCGUGAUGGGCAGAGUGUCCAUGGUGGGCAGAGUGUCCGUGAUGGGCAGAGUGUCCGUGAUGGGCAGAGUGUCCAUGGUGGGCAGAGUCUCCGUGGUGGGCAGAGUGUCCGUGAUGGGCAGAGUGUCCGUGAUGGGCAGAGUCUCCGUGGUGGGCAGAGUGUCCAUGGUGGGCAGAGUCUCCGUGGUGGGCAGAUUGUCCGUGAUGACUAUGAGCGUGGUGAUCGUUGUUGACAUGGUGAUCAUGAUGGUGGUGGUCAAUCUUGCCAUCACGGUUCAGGUCAAGAGAAUCAGGGACGCCGUCACGGUUCUCAUCAUCAUGGUGGUGAUCAUCAUCUAUAGAAUACAUCGUAAAAUGUCAAAACUUUU